Molecule: messenger RNA, 630 nt
Organism: Solanum verrucosum
Lineage: Eukaryota; Viridiplantae; Streptophyta; Magnoliopsida; Solanales; Solanaceae
Exons: 1
Coding region: 1-630 (209 amino acids)
Source: RefSeq, a predicted model, not a curated record
AUGGGUGAUUUCAACUCUAUUUUGCAUGUUGAGGACAAAAUAGUGGGCUCACAAGUUCAGGAGACAGAACUAAGAGAUUUUAAGCAAUGUUUACUAGACACUAGGUUACCAGAAUUGAAGACUGUGGGUAGGAACUAUACUUGGACAAAUGUCCACACUUAUAGUAGUAUAGAUAAAGCCUUGGUGAAUGCUAUGUGGUUGCAAUCCUGGACCCAUUUGGAGUGCAGCAUACUUGAUCCUAGAUUUUCAGAUCAUAGCCAUUUGUGUGUAACAAUAGAAGCAAGGGAGAAUAUUGGACCUAAGCCAUUCAGAUUCUUCAACUACUUGGCUGGCCACCCGGAGUUCAUGCAGACAAUGGAGAAUAAUUGGAAAUCACAAAGACAGGCUAGCUCUAUGAAUGAGGUUUGGAGGAAAAUAAAAACGUUGAAACAACCUAUGAGGGGUUUGAGUAAUCAUGAUUUUCAAGGGAUUCAAUACAGAGUAACUAUUAUUAGGACUCAAUUGAAGGUGCUACAGGAACAAAUGAGGUAUAUCCGAGAUGAUAACCAAGUGAAGCAAUAUCAAAUGGAAAAGAACCUCAAAACACAAUUGGAAAAGUGGAGAAAUAUAGAGGAGAGUGCAACCAAAUAG